Messenger RNA from Lycium ferocissimum, 1439 nucleotides. Its product is annotated as ubiquinol oxidase 4, chloroplastic/chromoplastic. The record is from RefSeq and is a predicted model, not a curated record. Lineage: Eukaryota; Viridiplantae; Streptophyta; Magnoliopsida; Solanales; Solanaceae. Bases 153 to 1238 code for a protein of 361 amino acids. Gene Ontology annotation, cellular component: mitochondrion; thylakoid. Gene Ontology annotation, biological process: alternative respiration. The transcript is spliced from 9 exons. Gene Ontology annotation, molecular function: alternative oxidase activity.
UCCAAUCCCUUUGCACUUUGUCCAGUGGACAAAGCUGUUGGUUUCUCAGAAAACUAACAAAUUUCCCACUUCUCAAUUUUCUUUUCCUUACCGACCUUCAAAAAAAGGAAAAGUAUUAAUUCGAUUUUUUUGUGAAGGAAAAAAGAUCAAGAAUGGCGAUUUCUAUUUCUUCUAUGGGUUUUGGAACUUCAGUUUCUUCAUAUUCUUGUUUAAAAGUUAAGAGUUUUGAGAAUCCAUCAUUUUUGUGCAAUUCCAAGAGCCCAUUUGGUUUAAAUUCUUUAUUUUCACUUAAGAAUUCUUAUGGAUCUUCAAAGGGUUCCUUCUCAAGGAAAUCAUGCAGGGUUCGAGCAACGUUAUUACAAGAGAAUGAAGAAGAAGUGGUUGUGGAGAAAUCUUUUGCACCUAAGAGUUUUCCUGGUAAUGCGGGAGGGGAGAGUAAUGGGGAGACACCCGAUGAUUCGUCCUCUAAUGGUCUAGAAAAAUGGGUUAUAAAGGUUGAACAGUCUAUCAAUAUCUUACUCACGGAUUCGGUGAUAAAGAUUCUUGACACUUUGUACCAUGACCGAAACUAUGCGAGGUUUUAUGUUCUGGAAACAAUUGCAAGAGUUCCUUAUUUUGCAUUUAUAUCGGUUCUUCACGCUUAUGAGAGCUUUGGCUGGUGGAGAAGAGCAGAUUAUAUAAAGGUGCAUUUUGCUGAAAGCUGGAAUGAGAUGCACCAUUUGCUCAUUAUGGAAGAAUUAGGGGGAAAUGCUUGGUGGUUUGAUCGAUUCCUUGCGCAACAUAUAGCUAUAUUCUAUUAUUUCAUGACAGUCUUUAUGUAUGCUUUGAGCCCAAGAAUGGCAUAUCAUUUCUCUGAAUGUGUGGAGAGCCAUGCAUACGAGACUUACGAUAAAUUCAUCAAGGAUCAAGGAGAGGAAUUGAAGAAAUUGCCUGCUCCAAAGAUUGCCGUGAGCUACUACACGGGAGGUGACUUGUAUUUGUUUGAUGAAUUCCAAACUUCGCGAGAGCCUAAUACUCGGAGACCAAAAAUAGAUAAUUUGUACGACGUAUUCAUGAACAUUAGAGAUGACGAAGCUGAGCAUUGUAAGACCAUGAAAGCCUGUCAAACUCAUGGGAGCCUUCGCUCUCCGCACACAAAUCUAUGCGAUGAGUCUGAAGAUGAUCCAGGGUGUCCCGUGCCUCAGGCUGAUUGUGUAGGUAUCGUGGAUUGUAUAAAGAAAUCUGUCGCUGAUCCUUAAGUCAGCAGAAGGUAGUGAAAGAAAAAUGAGAACCAACUAUACUUGUAUAUACCAGUAUAACCAAAAUACAAAGUUAUAUCCAUGUUGUAUCUUUUUGUUUGAGAUAGAGCAUGUCAAAAUGCCCAAAGAUGGGCAAGCAUUUGGUUGUUAUCUCCUUUCAAUAAUAUUAAGUACUAAAUGUAAUACAUUUAGAUUUGGGAA